AUGCUAGCUAUCUAGUAAUAGCACAGUCAUAAAUAGCAAGUUUCAUUAUAAAAUGAGAAAUUCCUGACUAUAAACGAUUUUCCGCCAUUAUUCCUUGCUAAAAUAUAUUUGAGCAAAAAAUUAACCAAUUCUGCAAGAAAAGAAUUAAAAAAGCAAGAAAUUUGUGACCCAAUAAAUGUUGAUAAAAUGAAACUUAAGGCUGAAAAAGUCUGA
Messenger RNA from Stylonychia lemnae, 213 nucleotides. The record is from the annotation of a GenBank genome assembly. NCBI's taxonomy places the organism in Eukaryota, Ciliophora, Spirotrichea, Sporadotrichida, Oxytrichidae.